Mesorhabditis spiculigera is the source of this 1056-nucleotide messenger RNA. NCBI's taxonomy places the organism in Eukaryota, Metazoa, Nematoda, Chromadorea, Rhabditida, Rhabditidae. The record is from the annotation of a GenBank genome assembly.
AUGGUCGCCCGAGCCACCCCAGAAGAAACGGAAAUGAAUUUCAACUCCCGGCUCAACCCCGGCUUCCAGCCGGUGAUCGACGCGAUGAAACGCCAUCUGAUUGCCAUGAUCUCCGGGUCGUUGCCGAUUUGGAGUUUUUUUGUUAGCGCGGAUGAACGGAUGUUUGUGGAACAAGAAUGGGCCCUGAUCACGGAAAGAAUGAACUUAUUGUACCCAAGAUGGCACUUUACAGAGCAGCUCCUGCGAGGCCAAUGGAAAAUCCUGCGCGCGUGCUACCAGCGGGAGCGGAAGCGGCUGCUGGCCAAUGCGAGAAGGCCCAUAAAGUGGAAAUUUUACGAGGAGAUGCAGUUUCUCGAGGACUCCGGCAUGCACCCGCCCGUCCCGCCGCGUGGCGUCGACCCGGACGGCGAGCAGUGGAUGGCUCAGCACAAAAAGUUGACCAAUGAAAUGUUGGAGCGGAGUAGAGCGAUAGCCAAAGCUAGCCGUCACUACCUGACCGGCGCAACGGGCCUCGAAGUUUUGAAGGCCGGAAUCCCCGCCUACGAGACGCGGAUGACGUUUCCGAAACAAGAAGUUCAGGAGCCUGUGGAGCCUGAAUAUCCGCCAGACUUCAACUUUAGCCGAGUGCUCGAAGGAGCCGAGGAUUAUGAAGACGGUCUAGACGGCCUUGAUGUUCAGGACGAGCUCGACGGCCCGAGCUCUGGUCCAUCAUCUUCGACGAGUAACGACGGCCCCGGCGCGCCGUUGCCAUUCUUCCCGAUUCGGCCGUAUGGCGGCAGUGCGGAGUGUCGUGAAAGGCUGUCGAGCUUCCCCCUCACUCAACAUGGGGCCUACUCGGCGAAAAAGCGCACAGCAACGGACACUAAUCAGAUCACGGAACCGAAAUCCGACAAAUACGAGUUAUUAGGCAGAUCCGUGGCGCAGACGCUAAGCCAACACGGGCCCGGCGACGAGCUGAUCGUCGAGGAGACCGUCAUCGAGAUCGAGGAGGCGCUGCAGAAUUUUAGGAAGAAAAUGAUCAAAAUGAAGCGCUUCAAGCAAGAAAAUGGAAGAUUU